CCUCAACCCCCUCUAACGGAUGCUGAGACUGAGCUCCUGUGCGCGCGAGCUCUGGUAGCAGCUCAAUCUCCUCCUCAUCCUGCAAAGAUGUCGCAUGAGCUUCUCCUCACACGUUUCUUUUCUUUCCUUUUUCUCCCACUGCCCUUCACAGUUCGCCGAAUUUGGUUAAAUUAGCUGCUUUCAUAGCAGGGAGUAGCUAUCCUCGUCCAGGCACACGGACGCCCCCUCCCCACAACGGAGGUGUUUAAACCCUCAACCGGCGCAUUCUCUCUCUCUCUCUCUCUCUCUCUCUCUCUCUCUCUCUCCAACCGCCGCAGAACUCCGCCGACCAACCGUCAGGUGACCGCGCGGAGCGGAAUAUUCACCCGCACGGCCGUCGACUUUCAUCCCUUCACCCCUUCGGACUCCAGGCAACGGGAGCUGCCGCAUUCCCUGUCCCCCGUGUCCUCUCAUCCGGUUUGGGACAUUCUCCGCUCCACGCACACGCAGAUUAACGGGGAUUCUGCCUCCCCACCCGCGCGCUGAUGCUGAUGUCCUUGAGCUCGGCCUGGACGGUCCUGGUGUAGCUACCUCUGAACUGGCUCCACAUCCUGUCUCUUAUUUAUCAGCCGCCUUUGCCUUGAUCGCCCCUCUCUCCAUCCAUUCAUCAUCACUUCAUCCCCAUCAGUAAGCCCAACAGCUGGUCCACCUGACCGUACCUGCACCUGUCCAUGGACUGGCCGUGACUCUGGAGGGAGGGGGACAGAAACAAGGAAAGAGUUGAGUCGCAGAGGAGACGACGGAAGAGAAAGCUGGAUUCAUUCAGAUGUCACGCUUCUGAAGUGGCCCUGCUCGCUGUCCUUCACCCCCUCAUCCUCCUCUUCAGCCUUCUUCAGUUAUGGAGAUUUAAAGGAGCAGUGAGAGACUAUUGCCAAGACAUUAAAGUGAAAAAAAUACAUAUUACCCUGAUAUAAAAUCAUUUUUGAAUAAAACAUUUAGUCAGAAAUAGGACUGUUGAGCACAUGAACAACCCUCCAGAAUCCAAACCAAAGGGGGCCUGAGUAGACAACGGAGAGAAAGAAAAUCACACACACACACAAAACCUUUUACUGACAUGUCAACAACAGCCACAAUGGGUGAAAUGGCAAACAGCGCUGUGGAGUUUUACCCCAAAGGGACACGAGGUGGGGGUGGAGGAGGAGGAAGGGCAGAUGGCAGCCAUGCAGGGGGAGACUUUGGGGUCACAGUGAAGGAGCUCAGGGAGCUGAUGGAGCUCCGAGGGGCUGAUGCCCUACAGAAGAUAGAGGACAGCUAUGGAGACACAGAGGGUCUCUGUCGGCGACUACAGUCCAAUACCACUGAUGGUCUCAGUGGGGAGCCGGCAGACCUGGAACGUCGGUGCCAAACCUUCGGCCAAAACUUCAUUCCCCCCAAAAAGGCCAAGACGUUCCUGGAACUUGUGUGGGAGGCCUUACAGGAUGUCACACUUAUCAUUUUGGAGGCCGCUGCCAUCAUCUCCCUUGGCCUCUCCUUCUACCAGCCUCCUGGAAAAGAAACUGAAUCAUGCGGGAAUGUGUCGGCGGGUGCAGAGGAUGAAGGCGAGGCAGAUGCUGGCUGGAUUGAGGGCGCUGCCAUCCUGCUUUCUGUUGUGUGUGUUGUCUUGGUGACAGCGUUUAACGACUGGUCCAAAGAGAAGCAGUUCCGGGGUCUACAGAGUCGAAUUGAGCAAGAGCAGAAGUUCACUGUUGUGCGAAAAGGAAACGUCAUCCAGAUCCCUGUGGCUGACAUGGUGGUGGGGGACAUGGCUCAGGUCAAAUAUGGUGACCUACUGCCAGCUGAUGGUAUCUUGGUCCAAGGAAAUGAUCUGAAGAUAGAUGAGAGCUCUCUUACCGGAGAGUCUGAUCAUGUACGCAAAUCUGUGGAUAAGGACCCCAUGCUGCUCUCAGGUACCCAUGUGAUGGAGGGCUCGGGGAGGAUGCUGGUGACAGCUGUUGGUGUCAACUCACAGACAGGCAUCAUCUUCACUCUCCUGGGAGCUGGAGAUGUGGAGGAAGAUGGGAAAGAGAAGAAAGGAAAGCAACCUGAUGGUGCAGUGGAGAACAAUCAGAACAAAGCCAAAAAACAGGAUGGGGGAGUUGCCAUGGAGAUGCAACCUCUGAAGAGUGCAGAAGGAGGAGAGGUAGAGGACAGAGAGAAGAAGAAGACCAAUGUUCCAAAGAAAGAGAAGAGUGUGUUGCAGGGAAAGCUCACAAAACUGGCUGUUCAGAUUGGCAAAGCAGGUUUGGUGAUGUCAGCCAUCACUGUCAUCAUUUUGGUGCUGUUCUUUGUCAUCAACACAUUUGUCGUUGAAGGUCACUCAUGGUUGCCAGAGUGCACUCCAGUCUACAUCCAGUACUUUGUCAAGUUCUUCAUUAUUGGAGUCACUGUGUUGGUUGUUGCUGUCCCAGAAGGCUUACCUCUCGCUGUCACAAUCUCUCUGGCUUACUCUGUCAAGAAAAUGAUGAAAGACAACAACCUUGUACGGCACCUUGAUGCAUGUGAGACCAUGGGUAAUGCUACGGCCAUCUGCUCUGACAAGACAGGCACCCUCACCACGAACCGCAUGACUGUAGUGCAGGCUUACAUCGGUGAUGUGCACCACCGUGUGAUCCCAGAACCUGGACAAAUCAACCCCCGGACACUGAAUCUGUUAGUCAAUGCUAUCGCAAUCAACAGCGCCUACACCUCCAAGAUCUUACCACCUGAUGUGGAAGGGGGUUUGGCAAAGCAGGUGGGCAACAAGACAGAGUGUGGCCUGCUGGGAUUUGUAUUAGACCUACAACAGGACUAUGCCCCCAUCAGAGAGCAGAUCCCUGAGGAGCGACUGUACAAGGUGUAUACAUUCAACUCAGUGCGUAAAUCCAUGAGCACGGUGAUCAAGCUGCCUGAUGGUUCCUUCCGGCUUUACAGCAAAGGAGCAUCUGAAAUCAUGUUAAAGAAGUGUUCCUACAUUCUCGAUGCCAAUGGAGAAUCUCGCAGUUUCCGCCCACGUGACAGAGAUGAGAUGGUAAAACAGGUGAUUGAGCCCAUGGCAUGUGAGGGGUUGAGGACCAUAUGCAUUGCAUACCGUGACCUUCCAUCCAAUCCGGAACCAGAAUGGGACAACGAGACAGAGAUAGUAACGGAGUUGACCUGCAUCACUGUAGUUGGGAUAGAGGAUCCUGUACGGCCUGAGGUGCCCGAUGCCAUCCGUAAGUGUCAGCGUGCAGGCAUUACAGUGCGGAUGGUGACUGGUGAUAACAUUAACACAGCCAGGGCCAUUGCUGCUAAAUGUGGCAUCAUCCACCCCGGAGAUGAUUUUAUCUGUCUAGAGGGCAAAGACUUUAACCGACGAAUCAGAAACGAGAAAGGAGAG
Molecule: messenger RNA, 3373 nt
Organism: Haplochromis burtoni (Burton's mouthbrooder)
Lineage: Eukaryota; Metazoa; Chordata; Actinopteri; Cichliformes; Cichlidae
Gene: atp2b3b
Product: ATPase plasma membrane Ca2+ transporting 3b
Biological process (GO): regulation of cytosolic calcium ion concentration; calcium ion transmembrane transport
Cellular component (GO): membrane; intracellular membrane-bounded organelle
Molecular function (GO): ATP hydrolysis activity; ATP binding; P-type calcium transporter activity
Source: RefSeq, a predicted model, not a curated record